AUGACGCGGGAAUCGGAGCCCACCCAAGACAAGAUUGUUCUAGAAACAACCUCGACAUCCUAUCCUCUUUCUCAUAAGAAGAUAGCGAUCCCGACAGAUACACCGUAUUUUGUUGACAAUGAAUUUCGACUCUCCGGUGCUGAAAAAUUUAUCGAUGUUCACGAUCCCGCUACCAACAACUUGGUGACGAGAGUUCCGCAGAUGAGCAAGCAAGAACUUCAUGAUGUGAUAAGUUCUGCGCAAAAGGCAUUCCCAUCGUGGAGAAACACAUCCGUGAUCGCCCGGCAACAGGUCAUGUUCCGCUAUGUCGGUCUUAUUCGCGAGAAUUGGGACCGACUGGCAGCUGUCAUUACCUUAGAGCAAGGGAAAACAGUCGCAGAUGCGAAGGGUGACGUUCUGCGUGGUCUCCAAGUUGCCGAGGCUGCCUGCUCUGGACCGGAGUACAUGAAAGGCGAGAUUCUGGAGGUAGCCAAAGAUAUGGAAACACGGACUUACAGAGAGCCUCUUGGUGUUGUCAGUGUCAUCUGCCCGUUCAACUUUCCUGCCAUGAUCCCACUAUGGUGCAUUCCGAUCGCGGCAAUUACAGGGAAUACUGUAGUCCUGAAACCGUCUGAGCGAGCCCCCGGAGCUGCGAUGAUUCUUGCGGAACUAGCUGAAAAGGCCGGGUUUCCAAAGGGUGUGAUCAACGUGGUCCAUGGUGCCCACGACACAGUCAACUUCUUACUCAAUGCACCCGAAAUCAAAGCGAUCAGUUUUGUUGGCAGCAACAAAGCCGGCGAAUAUAUAUACGAAAGGGGAUCUGCCAAUGGCAAAAGAGUCCAGGCCAAUCUGGGUGCGAAAAACCAUGCGCUUAUUCUUCCUGAUGCCGAUAAGGAUCAAACUCUGGAUGCCAUCGUUGCCGCGGCAUUUGGUGCCGCCGGACAGCGCUGCAUGGCGCUAUCUGUCGCUGUGCUUGUUGGAGAGACAGCAAGCUGGCUUCCAGAACUUGUGAAAAAAACGAAAGCUCUCCGUGUCAACGCAGGUUUCGAAAGUGAAUCGGAUCUAGGACCUGUGGUGACUCCGCAAAGCAAGGCACGUAUUGAGAAACUUAUCGCAAGCGCUGCCAAUGAAGGGGCCACAAUUCCUCUCGAUGGUCGCGGAUUCAAGCCGGAUCUCUAUCCGAACGGUAAUUGGGUCGGCCCGACUAUCAUCGCGGAUGUCACACCAUCUAUGGAAUGCUAUAGGGAGGAAAUAUUUGGCCCGGUGCUUUCCUGCAUUACAGUGACCUCGAUCGACGAAGGAAUUGAACUGAUCAAUGCGAACGAGUAUGGGAAUGGUGCUGCUGUCUUCACUUCGUCGGGUAUUUAUGCCGAAAGAUUCAGGAAGAAUAUUGAGGCCGGCCAGGUUGGUGUCAAUGUACCCAUUCCUGUCCCGCUACCAAUGUUCUCGUUCACUGGCAAUAAGAGGAGUGCUGCAGGUGGAGGUUCCAAUACGUUUUAUGGAAAACCAGGUGUGAACUUCUACACUCAGCUGAAGACCGUGACGUCGAAGUGGACUAGCAGGGACGUUGGGCCUUCGAAAAUGGCACUUUCGAUGCCAACGCACAGUUGA
Molecule: messenger RNA, 1590 nt
Organism: Penicillium maclennaniae
Lineage: Eukaryota; Fungi; Ascomycota; Eurotiomycetes; Eurotiales; Aspergillaceae
Product: CoA-acylating methylmalonate-semialdehyde dehydrogenase
Exons: 2
Coding region: 1-1590 (529 amino acids)
Biological process (GO): thymine catabolic process; L-valine catabolic process
Cellular component (GO): mitochondrion
Molecular function (GO): malonate-semialdehyde dehydrogenase (acetylating, [NAD(P)+]) activity; methylmalonate-semialdehyde dehydrogenase (acylating, NAD+) activity
Source: RefSeq, a predicted model, not a curated record